Molecule: messenger RNA, 2272 nt
Organism: Medicago truncatula (barrel medic)
Lineage: Eukaryota; Viridiplantae; Streptophyta; Magnoliopsida; Fabales; Fabaceae
Product: rho guanine nucleotide exchange factor 8
Exons: 7
Coding region: 354-2003 (549 amino acids)
Molecular function (GO): guanyl-nucleotide exchange factor activity
Source: RefSeq, a predicted model, not a curated record
UUUCUAUCAUGAAACCAAACCUAACCAUUUUACAUGCAAACAAAAUUUCAUUAAUCUAACAUAUCAUCUUAGAAUUUUUUUUGUAACAUUCUUUAACAUCAUUAGAUUGAAGGAGGGUUAUCCCUUUUCAUAAUUACCCUUCUUUUGUCUUCUUUAUCUAAUUGAUCAAAUACUAAUUUCAACAAGAAGAAAGAACUCCUCUAAGAAAAAACAAGAAGAAAACACAACAAAAAUUGCAAAGGUCAACAAAUUCUACAUCAAGAGAUUCAAUAGCCAAAUUGUUUUGAACCUUUGUUUUUUUUUUUUUUAAUAAAAAAAACAAAGGUAGAACAUUAAAUAAGGUCUAAUUAACAAUGGUUAGGGCUUUUAAUCACCAAUUCAGCAUGCAGAAAUCAAGGUCUUUUCAUUUUAGAAAAAUGUUUGAGAUCCCUGGGAAACAUAUUCAAGGUUUAUUUGAUAAGGAUCAUGAUGAAGGAAGUGAUCAUAGUGAUCAUAAAGUUCACUCAAAAAGCUUUGAAUCAGCAAGAUAUACCAGUGAUAUUCCAUUGGAAACUCAGCCAAUAGGAGUUUCUCUCAAUAUUAAUAAUGAUCAUAUUCAAGAAGCUGUAGCUAGAAUGCCUCCUAAGCCACCACCAACAGAAUCUGACUUGAUGAAGGAAAGAUUUGCUAAGCUGCUUCUAGGAGAAGACAUGUCAGGUGCAGGAAAUGGUGUUUCUUCAGCAUUGGCUUUGUCAAAUGCCAUAACAAACCUUGCAGCAUCUGUUUUUGGAGAACAAUCAAAGUUGGAGCCAAUGUCUCAAGAAAGGAAGACUAGGUGGAGAAAAGAAAUUGAAUGGCUUCUUUCUGUGACUGAUCAUAUUGUUGAAUUUGCUCCAUCACAACAGUUAGCUAAGGAUGGAUCAACCAUGGAGAUCAUGACAACUCGGCAAAGAAGCGAUCUGCUCAUGAACAUUCCAGCCUUGCGCAAGCUUGAUGCAAUGCUCCUUGACAUUUUGGACAACUUUAGAGAUCAAAAUGAAUUCUGGUAUGUCUCAAAAAGUGAUGAGGAAGCUGAAGGUAACACUGUCACUCAAAGAAAGAGUGACAAAUGGUGGCUACCAAUUGUUAAAGUUCCUCCAACAGGGUUAUCAGAUGUAGCUGUGAAAUGGAUACAGUUCGAGAAAGACAAUGUUAACCAAGUACUUAAAGCAGCCAUGGCAAUAAAUGCUCAAGUACUAUCAGAGAUGGAGAUACCUGACAACUACAUCGAAUCUCUCCCUAAGAAUGGUAGAGAAAGCCUUGGUGAGUCAAUCUAUAAGUGCAUUACUGUGGAAUACUUUGAUCCGGGACAAUUCCUCUCAACAAUGGACAUGACCACCGAACAUAAAGUUCUUGACCUCAAGAAUAGGAUUGAAGCUUCUAUUGUAAUAUGGAAAAGGAAGAUGAAUAAAGAUGGAAAAUCUUCAUGGAGUUCAGCAAUAAGCAUGGAGAAGAGAGAACUCUUUGAAGAGAGAGCAGAAACAAUAUUGUUGAUGAUCAAACAAGAGUUUCCAGGACUUCCACAGUCUUCACUUGAUAUCAGCAAAAUCCAAUACAACAAGGAUGUGGGACAAGCCAUUCUAGAGAGCUAUUCAAGAGUAAUAGAAAGCUUGGCUUAUACAGUUUUAUCAAGGAUUGAUGAUGUUUUAUAUGUGGAUUCAAUGACAAAGAAUCCAUCGUUGGCGGCAUCCAGUCGGAGAUUCUCAUUGGAUUCUUUGCCAAUGUCUGAUCAAACAUCUCCAAACUCUGAGGAUAGUGGGAUAGGAAGGAUGAGUUCUUCAGACACACCACCAUCAAUGACUCUCUCAGAUUUCAUGGGAUGGACAAAAGGAGAUUUGAAAAGGACUAAUUCUACAAGUGACUUAGAAGACUUGAAAGAGAAAGAUGAAAAAGUUUUGAAUAAGCUUGGAACACCAAAGAAAAAUUAUUACUUGGACAAGCUUGAAUAUUUGAAUGCUAUAAGAAGUCCUAUCGCGCGACAUUAAUAUCGGUAACGAAAAAAGGGAAGAUUAUAAAAGUUCAAUGCAGAUGUAAACAAACACAAAGAUUAAGACCUUGGUUAUGCAGUAGUAGAAUCUCUUGUGUGUUUUUCUUCUCAGCAUAACCAGCUUGUACAUUAUGUAAAGUCUCUUAGGUUAUUGUGUAAUUUCUGUACUUGUAAAUUCUUUUAUUUCUUCAAAAUAGUGGAAGGUUCAUAGUACUUCUACUAAUGUUACUGUUAAAAUGGUCAAAAGACUUUUGAAUAGGAGUUUGA